Cucurbita moschata (crookneck pumpkin) is the source of this 2677-nucleotide messenger RNA. Its product is annotated as probable sulfate transporter 3.5. The transcript is spliced from 13 exons. The record is from RefSeq and is a predicted model, not a curated record. Lineage: Eukaryota; Viridiplantae; Streptophyta; Magnoliopsida; Cucurbitales; Cucurbitaceae. Gene Ontology annotation, biological process: transmembrane transport. Gene Ontology annotation, molecular function: secondary active sulfate transmembrane transporter activity. Gene Ontology annotation, cellular component: membrane. Bases 474 to 2423 code for a protein of 649 amino acids.
UAAGGUGUUUUUUUUAACACUAAUAUCAUGGUGUAAACUUAAAAUUUGCAUGGGUGGGAGCAAUGUUUGUUAAAUUUGUGCAGGCAAAAGAAGGAAUGUGGCCUUCAUGUUGCAUGCAAUUCCCUCCGCUGACUCCACUGUCAUAGAUCACCACACAAACUUGUAAUCCCGCAAAAACCCCGAGGUUGUCCCAGAUUAGAAAACCAGUCUUCAUACAACACACUGUCACCAACCGUGUCCUGUUCCAAACAAUCGGUCUUUGAUGAGUUUAAGAAAUCCCCAUAACUUAAUUACAUCUGUUUUCCAUUCCUUAAAAACAGUUAACUGUUCUGUUCCGCUUCUCUAUUUCGUCCAUCUUUUACUUCUUAUUUAUCUUAUUCAUUUACCAUCGUCUCCACUCAACAUUCCCUGUAUAUAUUAAACUUAAUCCUCCUUCUCAUACAUUAAUUCCUCUGUUUUUUUUUUUCUCUCCGAUGGGUUCGUUGAAAAGUGAACAACAUGUGAACUUUGCUGCUCCAAGACCAUUCGUGAAGAGGCUGAAAUCAGAUCUGAAAGAGACGUUUUAUCCCGAUGAUCCCUUCAGGCAGUUUCGUGGUGAUAGGCGAACGCACCAACUCAAAAAGGCCGUCCAGUAUUUCAUCCCCAUAUUGGAAUGGCUUCCUAAAUACAAUUUUAAUAUGUUUAAGUAUGAUUUGCUCGCUGGUAUUACCAUUACCAGCCUCGCCAUCCCCCAAGGCAUCAGCUACGCUAAGCUUGGCAGCCUCCCUCCCAUCAUCGGCCUUUAUUCCAGCUUCGUUCCACCGCUUGUGUAUGCGGUGUUUGGAAGCUCGAAGCAUCUGGCGGUGGGUACGGUGGCGGCAUGUUCGUUGCUAAUAGCGGAAAUCAUCGGAGAAGUGGCGUCGCCGGAAGAAGACCCCACAUUGUAUCUACACCUGGUUUUAACAGCCACCUUAAUCACCGGCGUCAUGCAGACGGCCUUAGGGAUUCUACGAUUGGGAAUCUUGGUGGAUUUCUUAUCGCAUUCGACGAUCAUAGGGUUUAUGGGAGGAACAGCUGUGAUCAUUUGCCUGCAACAGCUGAAAGGCAUAUUCGGACUCACUCAUUUCACCUCUAAAACCGACGUCUAUUCGGUACUCCAUGCCGUUUUCUCCCUUAGACAUGAGUGGAGAUGGCAAAGUGCUGUCACGGGCGUCGUCUUCCUUGUCUUCCUCCAGUUUACUAGGUACCUGAGAGAUAGAAACCCGAAGCUGUUUUGGGUAUCAGCGAUGGCUCCGAUGGUGACAGUGAUAGUCGGGUGUUUGGUUGCAUAUCUCGUCCAUGGAAGUCAGCAUGGAAUCUUAACUGUGGGUCGCUUGAACAAAGGAAUAAACCCUCCUUCUAUUCACUCCUUGAACUUUGACCCAAAAUAUCUACCAGCUGUGGUACAAGCUGGUGCCAUCACUGGCCUUGUGGCUUUGGCUGAAGGAAUAGCGAUUGGUCGAAGCUUUGCAAUAAUGAAAAACGAACAAGUCGAUGGCAACAAAGAGAUGGUAGCCUUUGGUUUGAUGAACAUUGUGGGAUCUUUCACUUCCUGCUACUUAACCACUGGGCCAUUCUCAAAGACUGCAGUGAACUUCAAUGCUGGAUGUAGAACAGCAAUGUCAAACGUAGUAAUGGCGGUCUUCAUGGCUCUCACGCUCCUCUUUCUAGCUCCUCUCUUCAGCUACACUCCUCUUGUAGCCCUUUCCGCCAUUAUUAUGUCCGCCAUGUUUGGUUUGAUCAAAUACGAAGAAAUAUAUCAUCUUUUCAAGGUCGACAAGUUCGAUUUCUGCAUUUGUAUGGCUGCUUUCUUGGGCGUUGCUCUAUUGAGCAUGGAUGUUGGCUUAAUGCUUUCGGUGGGUCUUGCUUUGCUGAGAGCUCUUCUUUACAUGGCUAGACCAGCAACUUGCAAGCUUGAGAAAAUACCAGACACUGAUUUGUACAGAGACGUGGAGCAGUAUCCUAAUGCAAUGAGAGUCCCUGGAGUCAUUGUUCUUCAACUUGGUUCCCCUAUUUAUUAUGCCAACUCCAACUACAUCAGAGAAAGGAUUUUGAGAUGGGUUCGUGAUGAGCAUGCCAAGUUCGAUUCCGUAGAUGGAUCCGUCCAGCAUGUACUGCUGGAAUUGAGUGGAGUUACAUCAAUCGACAUGACAGGGAUUGAAACACUAAUCGAAAUUCGCAGAUUGUUGCAAGCGAACGGAGUUAAGAUGGGAAUUGUAAACCCAAGAAUCGUAGUGAUGGAGAAGAUGAUAGCAUCAGAAUUCACAAACACGAUCGGGAAAGAAAACAUCUAUUUGUCAGUAGACGAUGGAGUGGAAAGGUGCAGAGAUUUGGCGUACAACCCACAGAAAACAAAUCCAAGUGAUGAUAACGUGGAAUUGAGCGCAGUGGAGCUGCGGGUAUAAAAUUAUAAGCAAAUGGGUGCAGUAGAAUCUGGGAUUUUUGAUUGCUUUUUCAGUUCCAGAUGAGAGUUUCAUUCAGCAAAUAAAGAAAUAAAUUAGUAGAUAGAAGUUUUGCAGAUGGCAUCACAUGCACAACACGAUCAUAAUGUAAAAUCUUUCUUUUUCUUUGAGGUUCUUCUUCUUCCAAAUGUAUGAAACAGAGGAACCCCAAAGCUUCGAAAUUUAAUAAAUAAUUGAUCAAAAUGUUUGCAUCUUAA